AACUACAAUUAAUAAAGUUGACGCCAAUCAUUCGAUCAGUGGUCUGAUAGAUCGUCUGACUUUUAUGAUACUGUGUGAAUUAUCAUAUUUCGGUGUACAUUUAUCAAUCAUUUUUCUUUACCAAAACAAUAAAGUAGGAUGAAAAACAAAUUUUAAAAUUAUAUAAAAUAUUCAUCUCUUUUCUUUCUCUUGUAUGAGAAUUAGAUACACGAAAAUGGGAAUCGCAGUGAAUUGAAGUAUUCUCUCUCUCUCUCUCUCUCUCUCUCUCCGUUCGCAUCAAUGGCUGCUUUAAACUCCUUCCUGUUAAGCGCCACAAAAAGAGAAGAAAAUUGGAAUUGGGUUUUGGUUUUUGAAAACAGGGCUUCCAUAAAUGUAAGGGCUUUGGGGACUAUCAAAGCAUCGAGAGUAAGAGGACACUCCCUCCUCGCCCAAACUCAUCGCCCUUUUCAUCUCCCAAUUCAAUUUCGCAGAGCCAUCUCUCGUAUUAGUGCAACGAAUGAUGAAGAGGCUUCUGCAAGAGAAGCUGCAGCCACUGCUGAUACUGGAGCUCCAACCAUUUUUGAUAAGAUCAUUGCUAAGGAGAUCCCUUCCACUAUAGUUUAUGAGGAUGACAAGGUCUUGGCUUUUCGGGAUAUCAACCCAGAAGCUCCUGUUCAUGUUUUGGUCAUUCCAAAGUUCAGGGAUGGAUUAACACAGCUUGGGAAGGCUGAAGCAAGACACUGGGACAUUUUGGGUGAACUUCUCUAUGCUGCAAAAAUAGUGGCAGAGAAAGAAGGGAUUCUUGAUGGAUUUCGUGUUGUUAUCAACAGUGGUCCGGCUGCAUGUCAAUCAGUUUACCAUCUCCAUCUGCAUUUGCUUGGCGGGAGACAGAUGAAAUGGCCGCCUGGUUAGAUCGGCUUCAGAUGCCUUGGAUUUUUUUUUUGUUUUUUGUUGUUGUUGAUGGAAGGACAGGUUGAGUUCAUUGUGAAUUGACCCAAUGACGGUUUUUUGUUUUGGAAAACCAAUUUUGGCCCUUUUGAGUUGUCACUCCAAAUCCUGGCACUUCUCUUUUCAUAUAUAUUCUAAGCUAGCAUGAAGUCAAUACCCACCCCCAAUUUGUCAGAUGUAAUUUUGGUAUGGGAAUAGUUUAUAUCUGACUUCUUUAGUUUGCUACC
Molecule: messenger RNA, 1154 nt
Organism: Camellia sinensis
Lineage: Eukaryota; Viridiplantae; Streptophyta; Magnoliopsida; Ericales; Theaceae
Source: RefSeq, a predicted model, not a curated record